Messenger RNA from Camelina sativa (false flax), 809 nucleotides. RefSeq names its product iron-sulfur cluster assembly protein 2. The record is from RefSeq and is a predicted model, not a curated record. Gene Ontology annotation, biological process: iron-sulfur cluster assembly. Gene Ontology annotation, molecular function: iron ion binding; iron-sulfur cluster binding. NCBI's taxonomy places the organism in Eukaryota, Viridiplantae, Streptophyta, Magnoliopsida, Brassicales, Brassicaceae.
UUAGAAUUUUCAUCGUCCACUCGUAUAUAUAAAACAACCUGCCCUUGAAUCCGGCAAAAAAGAGAGAGAGAGAGAGUAUGAUGAUGAUGAUAAGGCAAACGUCGAGAAAGGCUUAUCUAGGGCUACGGGCGUCUCCUUUAGGGUUAGGGCGUCGAUUGUACCACGAGAAUGUGAUCGACCACUUUGAAAACCCUAGGAACGUCGGAUCCUUCAACAGGAACGACCCUGACGUUGGCACAGGAUUGGUAGGAGCUCCUGCCUGCGGGGACCUCAUGAGCCUCCAGAUUAAGGUCGAUGAUUCCGGUCAGAUCAUUGAUACUCGAUUCUGGACCUUUGGUUGUGGCUCUGCUAUCGCCUCUUCUUCUGUCGCUUCUGAAUGGAUCAAGGGCAAAACCAUAGAGGAAGUUUUGACCAUCAAGAACGCGGAAAUCGCAAAGCAUCUUAGGUUGCCACCGGUCAAGCUACAUUGCAGUAUGCUUGCAGAGGACGCGAUCAAGUCCGCGGUCAGAGACUACAAGGAGAAGCAAGCAAAGGCUAAUGCUGCCACUGAAGGAGAAACUGUCGAGGCCUGAAUCCACUAUUAAUACUAUAUGCCGCAUUGUGCUGUUGUUGCUGCUGCUGAUGAAAUACAAGUUGCAAGGAGAGGUGUGUUUCGUUUGGUUGUUUUAUGCUUACCUUUCAAUUGUUUUAGUUAAGUUCUUUGAAUAAAUAGCUGAGCAUGUUUAUUAGCUAUUGAUUAACUCAACCGAGUCAUUCUUCUGCAUUGUGAGAGUCAUUCUUCUGCAUUGUGAGUGAUACUUCUUUCUUUA